AUGUUGAUACACUUGAAAGAAAGGAAGAAAGCUUAUAUUGUUCUUCUAUUGUCAUGGGUACUCGAUGCUGAAAUUCACCUUGACGCUAAAGGUCUUGGUGCCACUAUUACAAAUGGUAAUACAGCGUCGAGUCAGGACAAAGCAAAGGCAAUGAUUUUCCUUCGUCAUCAUCUGGAUGAAGGAUUAAAGGUUGAAUACCUUACGGUGAAAGAUCUACUUGAAUUGUGGAUUGAUUUGAAGGAAAUGUAUGACCACCUUAAGGCAACGGUAUUGCCAAGAGCUCGUUAUGAAUGGAUUCACUUACGGUUACAGGAUUUUAAAACUAUAUGUGAAUAUAAUUCUGUUGUAUACAAAAUUACUUUCCAAUUGAAAUUAUGUGGGGAAGAUAUAAAAAAUGAGGACAUGUUGGAAAAAACUCUCACAACUUUUCAUGCCUCAAAUUUGGUAUUACAACAACAAUACCGUGAAAGGGGAUUUAAAAAGUAUUCUAAGUUGAUCUCAUGCCUACUUGUGGCUGAACAACAUAAUACUCUUUUAUUGAGAAACCAUGAGGCCCGUCCUACGGGAACUGCUCCGUUACCGGAAGCAAAUGAGGUUGAAGCACAUAACCAGUCUGAAAGAAGACAAAUAAAAAUCAAGGUCAAAAUAAUGUUCGUGGACAUUACAAUGACAGAGGACAAUAAAAUAAUCGUCGUGGUGGUGGUCGCCACAAAAGGGACAACAAUAUGGGUUCUCAAAGCAAUUCUUCAAGAGGCAAUUGUCAUCCUUGUGGCAUGA
Molecule: messenger RNA, 777 nt
Organism: Solanum pennellii
Lineage: Eukaryota; Viridiplantae; Streptophyta; Magnoliopsida; Solanales; Solanaceae
Exons: 1
Coding region: 1-777 (258 amino acids)
Source: RefSeq, a predicted model, not a curated record